UUGUCUUGUUUGGCAAAUUUUAGUACAAAAAGAAGCAAACACGUGCGUUCGAUACAGCAUUGUUGCAGUUGAAUUGUUUUUUAUACUAAUCAAAUAAAAAACAGAAGUAUUUAAAAUGAUAUCGAUACGAGAAAGGGUCUUAAUGAAAAAAAUAAAAAAGCGUGAACAAAUGAAAAAAGAAUUGGCUAAGAAAAAAGGGAAACCGCCAAAUAAUUUUGAUUACAUACAACAAUCGGUGGAUGCAGAUGAAGAGGUCAAUCAAGAUAUAUCGCCUAUAAAUAAAUCAAAAAAAGGCAAAAAGCAAUCACAAAGAGAAGUCGUGAACUCUGACUCGGAAUUAGACUCCGAUGAAUCAAAUCAAAAUGGUGAUAGCAUAAAUGAAGACAGUGAAAUGUCGGAUUCAGAUGAUGAAGCACCUACAGCAGUUGUUAACAAAAAUCCCAAACAAAAUAAUGUAGCACAAGUUGGAAAACAUAAAACCACAAAUGAUGUAAAAGAUUCAAAUGAAGAUGAUGAAAAAAGUACACUUAGUUUUGAAGAAUUAUUAUCUCAACGUGAUCCAAAUGAUCGUUCAUUUGCUUCACUUAAAGGAAUACUAACUGAAGCAACAUUGAAGGCAAUUUUAGAUAUGGGUUUUACUGAUAUGACUGAAAUACAAUCAAAGUCAUUGCCUCCUUUGUUAAGAGGUCGAGAUUUAGUUGGUGCCGCACAAACUGGCUCAGGGAAAACAUUAGCUUUUCUUAUACCCGCUGUUGAGCUUAUUUAUAAAUUGCGUUUUAUGCCACGCAAUGGCACAGGCGUUAUUAUAAUUUCACCAACGCGUGAAUUAUCUAUGCAAACAUUUGGGGUGCUUAAAGAAUUAAUGGCACAUCAUCAUCACACUUAUGGUUUGGUAAUGGGAGGUUCCAAUCGUCAUGUAGAAAGCGAAAAGCUUGGUAAAGGUGUUAACAUUCUGGUUGCUACACCUGGUCGUUUAUUGGAUCAUUUACAAAAUUCUCCAAAUUUUCUUUAUAAAAAUUUGCAAUGCCUAAUUAUUGAUGAAGUCGAUCGUAUCCUAGAAAUAGGGUUUGAAGAAGAACUAAAACAAAUUAUUAAUUUAUUGCCAAAAAAACGUCAAACGAUGCUGUUUUCUGCUACACAAACGGCACAAAUUGAUGCACUGUCCAGACUGGCUUUGAAGAAAGAACCAAUAUAUGUUGGUGUUGAUGAUAAUAAAGAUGUGGCGACAGUUAGCGGCCUGGAGCAAGGUUAUAUUGUCUGUCCAUCUGAGAAACGUCUGUUGGUGCUGUUUACUUUUCUGAAGAAGAAUCGUAAGAAGAAGGUCAUGGUCUUUUUCUCAUCUUGCAUGUCCGUUAAAUAUCAUCAUGAGUUAUUUAAUUAUAUUGAUUUGCCAGUUACAUCAAUACAUGGUAAACAAAAGCAAACAAAACGCACGACCACAUUCUUUCAAUUUUGCAAUGCUGCAGAGGGUACUUUACUGUGCACUGAUGUAGCUGCUCGUGGUCUUGACAUUCCACAAGUAGAUUGGAUUGUACAAUACGAUCCCCCAGAUGAUCCCAAGGAGUACAUACAUCGAGUAGGUCGUACUGCCAGAGGUAUUGGUAGUUCUGGUCAUGCAUUAUUAAUGUUGAGACCUGAAGAGCUUGGAUUUUUACGUUAUUUGAAAGCUGCAAAAGUGCCACUUAAUGAAUUUGAAUUUUCUUGGAAUAAAAUUGCUGAUAUUCAGCUGCAGCUGGAAAAACUCAUCUCAAGAAAUUAUUACUUGAACCAGUCAGCGAAGGAGGCAUUCAAGUCUUACGUGCGAGCCUAUGAUUCACAUCAAUUGAAAACUAUAUUUGACAUAAAUACUUUGGAUUUGAAAACUGUGGCAAAGAGCUUUGGUUUCUUAGUACCACCGGUGGUAGAUCUUAAAGUUCACAGUAGUAAAAAUCGUAAUCGUCCCGAAAAACGAAUCGGUGGUGGUGGUUUUGGGUACUACAAGAAAAUGAAUGAAGACAAUAAUCAAAGAAAAUUCAAACAAGUCAAUAGAGAUCAGUUGAAAAAGGGUAAAUUCAUGCGAUGAAGUAUUUGAAGUCCACUAUGGAGUAGCAUGUGAAAAGUAGUUUGAAUUAGUUAAGCAUUAUUUUUUCAAUUUUGAUUUUAAUCUAAAUAAAAUUAUGUUAAUAAAAUAAAUGUUUUUAUAUAACAAUUUACAUAAUAAAUUGCAAAAUAUUUUAUUUGU
This is a messenger RNA of Teleopsis dalmanni, 2221 nucleotides long. It is a transcript of the gene pit, whose product is annotated as probable ATP-dependent RNA helicase pitchoune. Lineage: Eukaryota; Metazoa; Arthropoda; Insecta; Diptera; Diopsidae. The record is from RefSeq and is a predicted model, not a curated record. The transcript has 7 exons. Bases 116 to 2062 code for a protein of 648 amino acids. Gene Ontology annotation, cellular component: nucleolus. Gene Ontology annotation, biological process: maturation of LSU-rRNA from tricistronic rRNA transcript (SSU-rRNA, 5.8S rRNA, LSU-rRNA). Gene Ontology annotation, molecular function: RNA helicase activity; nucleic acid binding; ATP binding.